AUGACAGGGGGACAAGAGUACAAUGUGCGGGGAAAGAGUGCGAUAGUUACAGGCGCUGGGUCUGGUAUCAACUUGUGCUUUGCUGCCAUACUACUGAAGAAUGGCUGCUCUGUUCUCAUCGCCGACCUUGCACUCCGGCCUGAAGCACAGAAGCUCGUAGAUGACUACAGCAGAAAGGAGGAAGGCAAACCACGAGCGGUUUUUCUCAAAACAGAUGUAACCGACUGGCCCCAACUAGAGCGCAUGUUCAGCGUCGCCGUGCAAGAAUUCGGUCAAGUUGACAUUGUCUGUCCUGGAGCCGGUAUCUAUGAUCCCCACUGGACCAACUUCUGGCACCCGCCGGGCGUCCCUGGCGGCAAGAGCAAGGACGAUCCCAGCGGAGGACGGUAUGCAAGUAUCGACAUCAACGUCACGCACCCUAUCCGCACAACCCAACUAGCUAUUUCGCACUUCCUGAAUCCCCCGCCUGGCGUGCAGAAAGUAGGACCUCAGAACCCCAAGCGCGUCAUCAUCGUCUCCAGUAUAGCAGGACAGAACCCGAAUUUCCACGCUCCAAUCUACGUCGCUGCUAAGCAUGCCAUGAAUGGGUUUGUCCGCUCGCUGGCUCCGUUGGAAGCUGAGUUAGGUAUCAGAGUCAAUGGUGUGGCACCUGGUGUUAUCAAAACACCACUAUGGACCGAGCACCCGGAGAAAAUGUCAUAUCUGGACUUGGAAAAAGAUAUAUGGGCCACGCCUGAAGAAGUUGCAGAAGCAAUGUUGAGGUGUUUGCAGGAGGCUGAAAUGGUUGGAGGCACGAUUCUUGAGGUUGGCGCGAAGCAGACUAGAAAGGUUGAGGCGCUGAAUGAUCCAGGCCCGAGUGGCCCUGGUCAUACAGUCAGCAAUAUGAAGGAGCAGUAUAAAGAGGUGUAUGAGUGGCUGGGCCAAGAGGGAUGGGGUGUUGGGAAGACGAAAUUGUAA
Molecule: messenger RNA, 957 nt
Organism: Bipolaris zeicola 26-R-13
Lineage: Eukaryota; Fungi; Ascomycota; Dothideomycetes; Pleosporales; Pleosporaceae
Exons: 3
Coding region: 1-957 (318 amino acids)
Cellular component (GO): cytoplasm
Molecular function (GO): oxidoreductase activity, acting on the CH-OH group of donors, NAD or NADP as acceptor
Source: RefSeq, a predicted model, not a curated record